Erinaceus europaeus (western European hedgehog) is the source of this 2363-nucleotide messenger RNA. Its product is annotated as zinc finger protein 345-like. The transcript is spliced from 7 exons. Lineage: Eukaryota; Metazoa; Chordata; Mammalia; Eulipotyphla; Erinaceidae. The coding region runs from base 1 to 2310 and encodes 769 amino acids. The record is from RefSeq and is a predicted model, not a curated record.
AUGCGGGGGCCCGCGAGGACGGGGCGUGAGCCGCUGGGGCGGGCGCAGGGUGUCCCGCGCAGGCUCCGGCCGGGCUCCGGCGGGCGACCGUGGGCGCGGACCCGCCGCGGCGAGCAGCGCUUAGCGCUGUGGCCUCUGGCCUUGGCUGUGGGCGGACUGCAGGUGGCCGCCAGCUGCGUGUCUGCGACGGGACGCAUUGUAAUUUAUCCUGUUGUCAUCAUCCCAAGCAUUUUUGACAACCAUGGAGAAGAAUGCUCUUCAAAGCGUCAUGUUCAUAGACAUACCACCAUCAAAAGGAUGAGUGCUGGUUGUACUGGAGACAGUACUGUCGUCACUGAUAGUAGUGCCAUCUGCCUGAGUGCUGGUGUUGAUGCCAAGAAUGUGGUCACUAACAAUGCACAGAGUGUCAUAUUUGGAGUAUGUGUAACACUGGGUGUAGUAACUCUAAUCGCCUUAAUUUUUCAACUAGAAGAGAAAUCAUUUUUUGUUCACCAGUGUAGAAAUGGCUAUACUGUUCAAAAAGAUACAAGAACAUUCCACCAAAGGGCAGCAUACCUUGCAUGUAAUACAGCAGUAAAAAUCUCUGAGAGCAAAGAUAGUGAGAAUGCUGGAAUAUCUCAAGAAUGUGAAGUAUACAGCAAAUUAUUCACUUAUCCUAUUCAUCUUCAAAAACACCCUCACAGUGGAGAGAAACCCUAUGAAUGCAAACAGUGUAGUAAAACAUUCAGUUAUUGCAGUAAUCUUCGGAGACAUGAAAGAAUUCACAGUGGAAAGAAACCCUAUGAAUGUAAACUAUGCAGUAAAACAUUCAGUUAUGCCAGUUAUCUUUGGGCACAUGAAAGAACUCACAGUGGAGAGACACCCUAUGAAUGCAAACAGUGUAGUAAAACAUUCAGUUAUUGCAGUAAUCUUCGGAGACAUGAAAGAAUUCACAGUGGAGAGAAACCCUAUGAAUGUAAACUAUGCAGUAAAACAUUCAGUUAUGCCAGUUAUCUUUGGGCACAUGAAAGAACUCACAGUGGAGAGAAACCCUAUGAAUGCAAACAGUGUAGUAAAACAUUCAGUUAUUGCAGUAAUCUUCGGAGACAUGAAAGAAUUCACAGUGGAGAGAAACCCUAUGAAUGUAAACUAUGUAGUAAAACAUUCAGAUGUUCCAGUAAUCUUUGGGCACAUGAAAUUAUUCACAGUGGAGAGAAACCCUAUGAAUGUAAACUAUGCAGUAAAACAUUCAGUUAUGCCAGUUAUCUUUGGGCACAUGAAAGAACUCACAGUGGAGAGAAACCCUAUGAAUGCAAACAGUGUAGUAAAACAUUCAGUUAUUGCAGUAAUCUUCGGAGACAUGAAAGAAUUCACAGUGGAGAGAAACCCUGUGAAUGUAAACUAUGUAGUAAAACAUUCAGAUGUUCCAGUAAUCUUUGGGCACAUGAAAUUAUUCACAGUGGAGAGAAACCCUAUGAAUGUAAACUAUGCAGCAAAACAUUCAGUUAUGCCAGUUAUCUUUGGGCACAUGAAAGAACUCACAGUGGAGAGAAACCCUAUGAAUGCAAACAGUGUAGUAAAACAUUCAUUUAUUGCAGUAAUCUUCGGAGACAUGAAAGAAUUCACAGUGGAGAGAAACCCUAUGAAUGUAAACUAUGUAGUAAAACAUUCAGAUGUUCCAGUAAUCUUUGGGCACAUGAAAGAAUUCACAGUGGAGAGAAACCCUAUGAAUAUAAACUAUGCAGUAAAACAUUCAGUUAUGCCAGUUAUCUUUGGGCAAAUGAAAGAACUCACAGUGGAGAGAAACCCUAUGAAUGCAAACAGUGUAGUAAAACAUUCAGUGAUUCCAGUAAUCUUCGGAGACAUGAAAGAAUUCACAGUGGAGAGAAAACCUAUGAAUGUAAAGUAUGUAGUAAAACAUUCAGAUGUUCCAGUAGUCUUUGGGCACAUGAAAGAAUUCACAGUGGAGAGAAACCCUAUGAAUGUAAACAGUGUAGUAAAAUAUUCAGUGAUUCCAGUAGUCGUCGGAAACAUGAAAGAAUUCACAGUGGAGAGAAACCCUAUAAAUGUAAACAGUGUAGUAAAAUAUUCAGUGAUUCCAGUAGUCAUCGGAAACAUGAAAGAAUUCACAGUGGAGAGAAACCCUAUGAAUGUAAACAAUGUAGUAAAGCAUUCGGGCAUUCCAGUCAUCUUCGGAGACAUGAAAGAAUUCACAGGGGAGAGAAACCCUAUGAAUAUACACAAUGUAGUAAAACAUCCCAGCAGUCUGCUGGUCUUCAGAGACAUGAAAGAAUUCACAGUGAAGAGAAACCCUAUGAAUGCAAACAGUAAAACAUUCGGUGAUUCCAGUCGUCGUCAGAGACAUGAAAGAAUUCAUAGUGGAG